AUGGUGGAUCUUGAAGACAAUGUAGAUGGCAGCAGCCAAGGUGUGGCGCCUCCCACUGUGGCCCACGCGGGGAAUUCUCUCCCCAGACGAGACCCUUCCGGAACUGAACUCCACGGGCUCGAGCCGUUUGACGGGCUAGAAUUCGAAUCCCACGAAGUCGCAUAUUCGUUCUACCAGAACUAUGCAAAAUCUAUGGGCUUCACAACCUCCAUCAAAAACAGCCGCCGCUCGAAGAAAACGAAAGAAUUCAUCGACGCCAAGUUCGCGUGCUCGAGGUACGGCCUCACACCGGAAUCCGACAGUGGGGUCAGCCGGCGGCCGAGCGUUCGGAAAACCGACUGCAAGGCUAGCAUGCAUGUGAAGAGAAAACGGGAUGGAAAAUGGUACGUGCACGAGCUCGUGAGGGAGCACAAUCACGAGCUCCUCCCGGCCCUCGCGUACCACUUCCGAGUNCAUGGGGGCGCCAGGCUGGCGGAGAAGAAUAAUGUGGACAUUCUGCACGUGGUAAGCGAGCGGACGAGGAAGACUUAUGUCGACAUGUGCAGGCAGUUUUGCGGGUCCCACGUAGCCUUCUCCGGGAGGAACGAGUUCGAGCCGGGCAGGUAUUUGGCUCUGGAGGAAGGGGAUGCUCAGGUUAUGCUGGAGUAUUUCGUUCGGGUCCAGAAGGAGAGUCCAUAUUUCUUUUACGCGGUUGACUUGAACGAGGAGCAGCGGCUCAGGAACUUGUUCUGGGUCGACGGGAAAAGCAGGAGGGAUUACACGAGCUUUGACGAUGUAGUUUUUUUCGACACGAGUUCUGUGAAGGGCGGCGAAAAAAUGCCGAUCGCGCUCGUUUUUGGCGUGAACCAUCAUUUUCAGCUCUUGCUGCUUGGUUGCGCCCUGCUGGCAGACGAGUCCAAGCCGUCGCUCGUCUGGCUGAUGAAGACGUGGCUCAGGGCAAUGGGCGGGCAGGCUCCGAAGACCAUAAUCAGCGAUCGAGACAAGGGUUUGCAGUUGGGGAUUGAAGAAGUGUUCCCGUAUUCUCGGCAUUGUUUUGCGCUCUGGCAUGUAUUGGAAAGAGUGCCCGAAGCCCUUGGCCACGUGCUCGAGCACAACGAAAAUUUCUUGAAGAAAUUCAACAAGUGCGUGCUCAAAUCGUCGACCGACGAGGAGUUCGACAUGAGGUGGUGGAAGAUGGUGAGCCGGUUCGAGCUGCAGGAGAACGAGUGGGUCCAUUCGAUUUACGCUGANNAGAAGUGGGUCCCGGCGUUCAUGCGGGACACGUUUUUGGCCGGAUUUUCCACUCAUCAGCGGUGUGAGAGCGUGAGAUCACACUUCGACAGGUUCUUUCACAAGAAACUCAACGUGAAGGAGUUCGUGAGGCAAUACGGGGUGAUGCUUCAGAGCAGGUACGAGGAAGAGGACGUGGCGGAUUUCGACACUUGGCACAAGCAGCCGGCUCUCAAAUCUCCUUCGCCUUGGGAAAAACAGAUGUCGUCGAUUUACACGCACGCGAUAUUUAGGAAAUUCCAAGUCGAGGUGUUGGGCGUGGUCGGGUGUCAUCCGAGGAAAGAGAAGGAAAAUGGAGGGAACACGAUUUUUAGAGUCGAUGACUGUGAAAAGUCGGAGAGUUUCACGGUCACGUGGAACGAGCCGAAAAUGGAGGUUUCAUGUUCGUGCUUGAUGUUCGAGUAUAAAGGAUUCCUCUGCAGGCACUCCAUGAUUGUACUCCAAAUAUGCGGUCUUUCGAGUAUCCCGUCACGUUAUAUCCUCAAGAGGUGGACAAAAGAUGCCAAGAGCAGGCAGUCUGUGGUGGAAGGGACCGAAAGAAUCCAAACGAGGGUUCAGAGGUACAAUGACAUUUGCAGAUGUGCUAUCGAGCUAGGAGAAGAAGGUUCCUUGUCCGAGGAGAAUUACAACAUUGCUUGUCGUGCUUUGGUUGAAGCUCUGAGGAGCAGUCUGAAUAUCAAUAACAGAAGUUCCGUAGAAUGUGAUAAUAAUAAUGGGAUUCGUUAUUCUGAAGAAGAGAAUCAAUUGCUACAUACUACCAAAACGAAUAGGAAGAAGAGUGCAAACAAGAAAAGAAAGCCCGAGCUGGAAGCAGGCCCUGCUGACGCUCAAGACAGUUUACAACAAAUGGAACCCUUAAGCUCGGAGGCGAUUACCUUAAAUGGGUACUACGGGUCCCAACAGCAUGCGCAUGGACUGUUGAAUUUGAUGGAGCCACCACACGACGCUUACUAUGUUGGUCAACAGAGCAUGCAAGGCCUGGGACAGCUGAACUCCCUUUCGUCUAGCCAUGAUGAUUUUUACGCGUCUCAACAAACCAUGCCUGGACUGGGGCAUCUGGAUAUUCGACAGUCAUCUUUCACUUACGGACAGGACGAGCACAAUUUGAGACCUGCUCAGUUGCAUGGUUCUGCUAGGCGUUCAUGA
Messenger RNA from Striga hermonthica, 2415 nucleotides. Lineage: Eukaryota; Viridiplantae; Streptophyta; Magnoliopsida; Lamiales; Orobanchaceae. The record is from the annotation of a GenBank genome assembly.